Molecule: messenger RNA, 817 nt
Organism: Megalops cyprinoides (Indo-Pacific tarpon)
Lineage: Eukaryota; Metazoa; Chordata; Actinopteri; Elopiformes; Megalopidae
Product: sorting nexin-10B-like
Exons: 6
Coding region: 74-775 (233 amino acids)
Biological process (GO): intracellular protein transport
Molecular function (GO): phosphatidylinositol binding
Source: RefSeq, a predicted model, not a curated record
UAUUUCAACCAAUUUUUCUGUCCUACAAAAAAAAAAAAGGUCAGUUAUUUCCUUUCACCUCUGAAUCUUGACAAUGGAGGAUGUGAUUGACAAUCUAAUGAGACGGGAAUUUGUCAGUGUUUGGGUGCGGGAUCCGCAAAUACAGAGGGAGGAUUUCUGGCAUGCCCACAUCGAUUAUGAAAUCUGCAUACACACGAACAGCAUGUGCUUCACUAAGAAGACGUCAUGUGUGAGGAGAAGAUAUAGCGAGUUUGUGUGGCUCAGACAGAAACUACAGGAAAAUGCUCUGUUAAUGGAGCUCCCUGAACUCCCUCCCAGGAACCCCUUCUUCAGCCUCAACAAUGCCCAGCAGAUCGGUGAGAGAAUGAGGGGGCUUCAGCACUUCCUGGAAGUAAUCCUACAGAACCCCCUCGUGCUGUCGGACAGCUGCCUGCACCUUUUCUUGCAGUCGCAGCUCAGCGUGACCAAGAUGGAGGCGUGCGCCUCGGGGCAGACGCGCUUCUCUGUGGAGCAGGCCAUCCAGCGCUGCGGGUGCAGGUUACGGCGUUUCCACUCCGAGGAGGAGCUGCAUGAAGAGAGCAAGGCCUUCUGUGACUCUGAUUGUGAGAGCUCUUCCUCUUCAGGACUGGGGCACAGCACUGAGGCUGGGACAGCGCAUGAGGAACAGACACCUGAAGACACUAGCACUCCUGGUGUUGUGACGGAGCCUGUCCAGGGAGAGCUCUCGAACUGCCUGUCAGAAUUGCCACGCGGGGAGCGGCAAGCCCUUCCCUGACAUGCCGCAUCCUCACCACAAUGCACCCGGGAGACUUUCCCA